This is a messenger RNA of Diceros bicornis minor, 8630 nucleotides long. RefSeq names its product DExH-box helicase 34 (gene DHX34). Gene Ontology annotation, cellular component: intracellular anatomical structure. The transcript is spliced from 17 exons. The record is from RefSeq and is a predicted model, not a curated record. Gene Ontology annotation, molecular function: RNA binding; ATP binding. Gene Ontology annotation, biological process: nuclear-transcribed mRNA catabolic process, nonsense-mediated decay. Bases 3167 to 6664 code for a protein of 1165 amino acids. NCBI's taxonomy places the organism in Eukaryota, Metazoa, Chordata, Mammalia, Perissodactyla, Rhinocerotidae.
UGAGGACGUGUGUCGGCUGAGGCCGAGUUCGGGAGGAGCGGACGGAGAUGGAGCCUGAGCCCUGAGCGUCCCUGAGAACCUGGGGGACAGAGACGCCCGAGGCUGAAAGAAAUGGAGGCUCGAAAAGAAUCUUCGAGAGACUGAGGGACCAGAGGCAGGGAGGUUGAGAGGGCAGGGAAGCUGAGAACCAGGAGAGCCAGGGCGAGGGGCUCUGGUUGCCCCCGGGGCGCUCGCCGAGGCGAGGAGAGACAUGUGAUCGCACCGCGGACUGGGAGGUGGAGGAAACGGAGGCGGAUGAGAAAUAGAAAUAGACCCGAGAGGAGGACAGGUUAGAUGGAGGAACAGGAGACCGAGGGCUGGGGAGAGACGGACAGACGCGGACCGGUGGAGACAGCGCAGUAGGGAGAAACUGCCAGAACUGCCCCCAGAGGGAUCGAGAGACGGGAGGAGCCAGCUGAGGGAGGGAGACCUGGAGAGAGAGGCAGAGACGAGAAGGAGCGAGAUGGAUGGGGAACGGGAGAGAUGAUAGGCGCACGAGGGGAGUGAUCCUCAGUGUGCAGACACGGAGAGAGAUGAAGAGACAGUGCCGUUGGAGAAAUGGAGGGAGAGCCACUAGAACCGAAAGGACGGCGUCAGGCUUAAAAACGGAGGGAUACAGCCGGACGGGGGGGAAUCAGUGAACAGUGAGAGAGAGGAGUAAAGCCUGAACCCUUAGAUUUGAGUUCCUCGCCUGCCACUUACUACCUAAUCUCUCUGUGGUUCAGUGAAAUAGUGAUAAUAGCACCUUCUUAGGGUUGUGAGAGAAGUGGAUGUGUGCGUAUAAAUGUAUAUGAGUGACUUAGAGUGGUACCUGAGACGUGAGGAAGUGUUCGCUGUUAUUAAAGCUUCCAACAAUUGGGAGGCAAAAUAUUCGAUGGAGAAGUGGAGAGAGAUGAAGAGAGCGCCAUGACGGGGGCGGAGACAGCGAUGGAGAGUGAGAACUGGGGAGACAAAGAUGGAGAGUCAGAAAAGAUGAAAACAGAAGAUGAGAAACUCAGAUGGAGAACUGAAGGGGACUGGAGUCAAGUGGAGAAAGAUAGCUGGAGAGAAAAUCAGAGUAAAGAACCGAAUCAGUGGGAGAGGAUCAGAUAAAUGAAGAGAGAGGGGACCAGACUAGGACAGGGAAGAGAGGUGAGGGUGGUGAGCAAGAUGGCCUGGAAAAGACAAGAGACUGAGACCAGAGGAUGGAGAGCUAGAGAGGAGGGAGAUAGGGAAGCACAGAAAACCUCGAAAAGCUGUCAGCCUAGGAAAGGUAGGGCAAGAGACCAAAAGGUGGUCGGAGACACAGGUAUAGAGAAACUAGCAGAUCCAGACAGUCUAAAAGGUAGCCUGAGAAUAGACUCCUUGAGAGCGGUGAGGCGUUAGGCAGCCUGCAGCCUGAGACGAGUGCUCUCCUCCAUUUUAUUGUCCCCAUCCUUUUCUGAGAAUCACUGGCCCAGUAUCACAGCGGCCUUUUAAGGCCUUUUCCUUUUCCUCCUUCCUAGACCAGGAAUUCUCUUUGAAGCCGCGGUGGCAUCACCCAGCCCAGGUGUUUACCAAGAAGUGAUGUGCCCUCCCCGCAGGUUACUGCUUCUGGGGGAAACAACUCUGGCAGUGCACAAGUUCUUCCUCAGUCGAAACCCUUAACUGGCUCUAAUAACCCCCAGGGUUGGCCUGAGGUCCCCCUGAGACCGCAGAGAUCCAGUCUCUGAACUCUGUUCCGUGAUGGCCCUUGAGAGACUGAAGGCGGAGUAGCUGACAGCAUCGCUAAUAGCAUUAUGAAGGCCAGUUGUGGCCUGUUGAGUGUAAUUUUUCUCAUGUUAUAUGCCCCCGAUUCCUCUCACUGUGUUCCUUCUGUUAGUCGUCAUGCAGAGAAAGCACUGGCUUUGAGUACUAGUUACUGUUUAGCUCCUCUGUGCCAGGCUGGGUGAUAAACAUUGCAGUAUUUUGGGAUAGGUAUGUCCCCAUCUUAGAGAUGAAGAAAACAGCCUCGAAGUUAAUUUGUGGAUGGUCACACAUCUAGUAAAUGACGAGGCUGAGAUGCAAACCCAGAUCUGCUUGACUCCAAAACCAUUACCAUGGAAAGCUCUGAACCCUUCUAAGAUCAUAAACCCGUUAAAGAAUCUGAGUGAUGGACAUCCCUCCGGAAAAUUGCACAUACGAGGGCAUGCUCUUUAUUAGUGAGAACUCACGCAGCUGAAGCAGAAAGACGUUUUCUUGUGUAGCUGGUAAGUGGAGGGCGGGAGGGAACUAGGCCUCAAGCACUAAAGGAUGUUGCCAAGCUUCUCUGCCCUCUUCCCCUUCUCUCCUCGUAAUGGCUCAGUGACCAUCCUGGUGCGUGCCUGUUUGUGCCCACGGGCAGGCUGUUCUCUAGGAUAGCUUUCUAGAAAGACUCAUCUUCAGGAGCUACUGCAAACAGCUCUGGGUUUACGUCAUCUUUGCCUAGCCACAGUAGAUAAAAGGAGAGCUCUUCUCUCCUAGUAACAGUCUAAAUUCCAGAGGAAGGUCCUGAUUGGCUUUCCCCGGGUCAUGUGUCCACUCUUCAGACCAAUCACUGAUGAAACGGGGAGAAGGGUCCCAUGAUUGGCCAGGCCUCUGUCACCUGCCCAACCAAUGAGGGUUCUCUGGCUUAAAGGCGGUCAGAACCGCGUGGAAUCCAGGAAGGGCUGCUCUCCAAAGGAAGGUGUGUCGUGUUAUCAGAAAAAGAAGAAAGGGGCGUGUCAGGCAGGCAAAAACCAUACAUAAAGAACGCAACUCUUGCAAAAUUGCACACGUAAUUUCAAAGGGUUCCUGGUGUCCUGAAGCUCAGUAGACCCCAGAUUAGAAACCCUCGCCUUACUGUUGUCGUCAUACCACACCUCUCUCGGGUUACUGCCUCCUGUGACAAGGUUCUGCUGUCGAUUGGCCAUGUGACCUGCACUCCUUCAGAGCCUGAAAACCCAGGAUGAACUUGUGUCCAUCCCAGAGAUUGCUGCAGGAGUCAUGAGGUGCCCUGUGUGUCACCAGCCUGACCCAGGCCCCUGGCCACUUACUCCGUCGUCGCCUGCGGUGGUCCUGUACCGUCAGUGAGGAGGCGGAUUGGCUCUUUGAAGGGAAAGUGGUUCCUUAUCGCAGGCUCUGAGCUCUCACUGCAGGAGGCAGGGAAUGGAUGGGAAGAUCUGGUCCAGGCGAUCAGAACCGAGGCCAGUUUUGUGACAGCACCGUGAUCAGCCACAACAUGCCUCCUCCCAGGACAAGGGAGGGCAGGGAUCCCCGAGACCGACACCGGGCUCCCAGGGAGGAGGAGGCCCCGGAGAAAUGGGACUUUAAUUGUCCAGACACCCGUCGUCUCUUCGAAGAUGCCUUCUUCCGUGAUGAGGAUUAUAUCCGCCAGGGUUCCGAGGAGUGCCAGAAGUUCUGGACCUUUUUUGAACGCUUGCAGAAAUUCCAGAAUCUCAAGACUGCCAGAAAGGAGGAGAGGGAUGCCGAGCAUCCUAAGCACAGCAUCCCAGCGCUGGCCGACCUGCCUCGCACUUACGACGCGCGGUACCGCAUCAACCUCUCCAUCCUUGGCCCUGACCCGCGGGGCUCUCGGGGGCUGGGCGGGCGCCUGCCACCAGAGAGAGUGUCCGAGUUCCGCCGAGCCCUGUUGCACUAUCUGGACUUCGGCCAGAAGCAGUCAUUCGGGCGGCUGGCCAAGCUACAGCGCGAGCGGGCAGCGCUUCCCAUCGCCCAGUAUGCGAACCGCAUCCUGCAGACGCUGAAGGAGCACCAGGUGGUGGUGGUGGCGGGUGACACGGGCUGUGGCAAGUCCACUCAGGUGCCCCAGUACCUGCUGGCUGCUGGCUUCAGUCACGUGGCGUGCACCCAGCCCCGGAGAAUCGCCUGCAUCUCCCUGGCCAAGCGUGUUGGCUUUGAGAGCCUCAGUCAGUAUGGCUCCCAGGUCGGCUACCAGAUCCGCUUUGAGAGCACGCGUUCGGCGGCCACCAAGAUUGUGUUCCUGACGGUGGGGCUGCUCCUGAGGCAGAUCCAGCGGGAGCCCAGCCUGCCCCAGUACCAGGUCCUGAUCGUGGAUGAGGUCCACGAGCGGCACCUCCACAAUGACUUCCUGCUGGGCGUCCUGCGGCGCCUGCUGCCCCAGCGGCCUGACCUCAAGGUCAUCCUCAUGUCGGCCACCAUCAACAUCUCGCUCUUCUCCAGCUACUUCGACAAGGCCCCCGUGGUGCAGGUGCCGGGAAGGCUCUUCCCCAUCACGGUCGUGUACCAGCCGCAGGAAGUGGAGCCGACAACAUCCAAGUUGGAGAAGCUGGACCCGCGGCCUUUCCUGAGGGUGCUGGAGGCCAUCGACAACAAGUACCCGCCCGAGGAGCGGGGCGACCUCCUUGUCUUCCUCAGCGGCAUGGCAGAGAUCAGCGCCGUGCUCGAGGCCGCCCAGACCUACGCCAGCCACACCCAGCGCUGGGUGGUGCUGCCACUGCACAGCGCCCUCUCUGUGGCCGACCAGGACAAGGUUUUCGAUGUAGCCCCUGCUGGAGUCCGGAAGUGCAUCCUCUCCACCAACAUCGCUGAGACUUCGGUCACCAUUGACGGGAUCCGCUUCGUAGUAGAUUCUGGGAAGGUGAAGGAGAUGAGCUACGACCCGCAGGCCAAGCUGCAACGGCUGCAGGAGUUCUGGAUCAGCCAGGCCAGUGCCGAGCAGCGCAAGGGCCGGGCGGGCCGCACGGGCCCCGGCGUCUGCUUCCGCCUCUAUGCCGAGUCGGACUACGACGCCUUCGCCCCCUACCCCGUCCCGGAGAUUCGGAGGGUCGCCCUGGACGCGCUGGUGCUGCAGAUGAAGAGCAUGAGCGUGGGGGACCCCCGAACCUUCCCCUUCAUUGAGCCCCCGCCACCAGCCAGCCUGGAAACGGCCAUCCUCUACCUCCGGGACCAGGGGGCCCUGGACAGCUCGGAGGCGCUCACGCCCAUCGGGUCCCUGCUGGCCCAGCUCCCUGUGGACGUCGUGAUUGGGAAGAUGCUGAUCCUGGGCUCCACGUUCCACCUGGCGGAGCCCGUGCUCACCAUCGCGGCCGCCCUCAGCGUCCAGUCGCCCUUCACCCGCAGCGCCCAGAGCAGCCCGGAGUGCGCGGCAGCCCGGCGGCCCCUGGAGAGCGACCAGGGCGACCCCUUCACGCUCUUCAAUGUCUUCAACGCCUGGGUGCAGGUGAAGUGUGAACAGAGCGGAAACUCGCGCAAGUGGUGCCGCCGCCGGGGUGUCGAGGAGCACCGGCUGUACGAGAUGGCCAACCUGCGGCGCCAGUUCAAGGAGCUGUUGGAGGACCACGGGCUGCUGGCCGGGGCCCAGGUCCCCACGCCAGGGGACAGCUACAGCCGCCUACGGCAGCGCCGGGAGCGCCAGGCGCUCUACCAGCUGAAGCGCCAGCACGAGGAGGGCGGGGGGCGCAGGCGCAAGGUGCUGCGGCUGCACGAGGACCAGGACGGCUCCAGCGACGAGGACCGGGGCAGUGCGGCUGCCCGGGGGGCCGGCGACAGCGUGGACAUCCAGGAUGUGAAGUUUAAGCUUCGGCACAACCUGGAGCAGCUGCAGGCGGCCGCCAGCUCGGCCGCGGCGCUGCCCCGGGACCAGACGGCGCUGCUGAAGCUGGUGCUGGCGCGGGGCCUCUACCCGCAGCUCGCCGUCCCGGACCCGUUCAACAGCGGCCGCAAGGACUCGGAUCAGAUUUUCCACACCCAGGCCAAGCAGGGCACCGUGCUGCACCCCACCUGCGUCUUCGCCAACAGCCCCGAGGUGCUGCACACACGGGAGCAGGAGGCCGGGAACGGCGAAGGGGGCCGAGACGACAAAGACAAGAUGAGCGCCAGGCACCAGCUCCUCGCCUUCGUCUCCCUGCUGGAGACCAACAAACCGUACCUCGUGAACUGCAUGCGCGUCCCCGCUCUGCAGUCGCUGCUGCUGUUCAGCCGGUCCCUGGACACCAACGGUGACUGCUCCCGCCUGGUGGCCGACGGCUGGCUGGAGCUGCAGCUGGCGGGUAGCGAGAGCGCUGUGGGGCUCCUGGCGGCCGCCCUGCGGCUCCGCGCCCGCUGGGAGAGUGUUCUGGACCGGCAGCUGGCCCAGCAGGCCCGGCGGCCGGAGGAGGACGAGGACGACGAGGCUCCCGUCAACCGUGAGGAGGUGGCGGCCCUGAGCAGGGAGCUGCUGCGGUUCACGGCAUCCAAGGUUCCCUACAGCCUCCGGCGGCUCACGGGGCUGGAAGUCCAGAACCUCUACGUGGGACCCCAGACCAUCACGGCUGCCCUCAGUCUCCCUGGCCUCUUUGGCAGCUCCACCCUGUCCCCCCACCCCACCAAAGGCGGCUACGCAGUCACUGACUUCCUCACGUACAACUGCCUCACGAGCGACGCAGACCUGUACAGCGACUGUCUGCGCACCUUCUGGACCUGCCCGCACUGUGGCCUGCACAUGCCCCUCACGCCCUUGGAGCGCAUGGCCCACGAGAACACCUGCCCGCAGGCCCCGCGGGACGGGCCCCCAGGGGCUGAGGACGCUGCCCCCGAGCCCCCGCAGAAGGCGUCUGCUCUGCAGAGGCCCUACCACUGCGAGGCCUGCCAGCAGGACUUUCUCUUCACGCCCACGGAGGUUCUGCGGCACCGGAGGCAGCAUGUGUGAGCCAGCCCUGCCGGGAGCCCGCCUGCCCCCAGUCCAGGACCAGGACUCCCACCCGAACCCGCAGCCUGGGCUCAGAACUACGGUCUGGCCCCCACCCCACGGGAAGGGGGAGGGAAUGUGGGAAUAAAGUCUCCUGUGCUGACUCGGACCGUUAAGCCUGCUCCUGCCCCUUGUUGGUCCCCCCUGGUCUAGCUCUCAUCCCUCCUGCUGCAGCGUGCCAUCCGAGGCGUCCUGGGCGGAUGUGGGGGGCUGAGGCCCAGCAGGGACUUCAGAUUCCAGGGACAGGAUGCUGACUUCCCUGGCCGCCGCUCGCUCCUCCGUCUCCUCAUGGCCUCCGCUUUCCCUCCAACCAGGGAGACUCGGCACGGGCCCGUCCACAGGGGUCCCUUUGAGAGCUGGGGGUGUCAGCGUUCGCGUGGGCCCACAGCUGCACGUCAGGGCCCAGUCACGGCAUGGUCACCGGGCCGUUCCUGCGCGGGGUCUGUGGGCCGUUCUCAGCGUCCCUCCGUUCUCCCGGCCACGCCUGCCCUACAGACACGGAAGGGACGGGGGACGCUGUGACGACUGGAUGCCCGUAAACCGCACGACUCCGCGACAUGGGAAAAUGUCUUGAAAGACGCAAACUAGCAAAGCUCACCGAGAAAUAAAUAGAUAAACUGUGUGUGUCUGUUAAGGACUUCAUAGUGACAGACACGGAGAGCAGGCUGGGCUGGUUCACUGGGGGCCUCGAGCAGACGUGGAAGGACGAAAUAACGUAGUCGACGACGGCUCACUGGCCGUGUAGAAGAGGCCGCCUCUGGAGGAGUGUUAUGAGGGCGGCAGGGCCCUAAUGCCAAAGCAGAUGAAGACGACACCACAAAGAAGAUACAGACCGGUGUCCUCUAUGGGCACAGACGCCGACAUCUUUCACAAAGGUUUAUCAACUCAUAUUCAGCAAUAUGUAAAAAGAACAGCACGUCGUAGCCAAGUGGGGUUUGUUUUAGGAAUGCAAAGUUGGUUCAGCAUUUGAAAAUCAAUCAGCGUGACUUGCCAUAUUAAACCCAGAAAGUGUACUUGGCAAAUUUCCACACCGUGUGGCCUUGGGUAAACCUCGGCACCUCUCUGCUCCACCAUUUCUUUGCUCUGACCAGUGAACACAGCUCACCUGUUUUCCCAGAGGUUUUGUCUUGCUAUGGAAACCUUGGAAAGCCCACGUGUAUAGGUAUUUUUUCCUGUGUGUGAAAGCAACGCAUGGCUGUCUCGGGCAAGGAUUAGAGCCUAUGCAGAAACCACUCCAGGUGUUUUAAACAGGAAGGGAUUUAAUCCAGGGAACUGGGUGCUUAUGAAACCGCGGGAGGCUGGAGCAGCGGGCUCUGGGCCGGGCCCUCAGGAAGGACGUCCAGGACGACAGCACAGAGCCCCCCAGCCAGGGCUGCCGCUGGGUUCAGGGACGCCCCGUCCUGGUGUGACGCUGGGGUCGCGUCUCUGGAGGGACUCUCACUGCUGAAACCUGCUCCUCAACCAGAAUCCAGCUGCAAGGGCGUUUGGGAGACGCAGCUGCUGUGAGGAGGGUGGGGGCCGGCCCAGCCCGUGUCCCCGCAGCGAGGAACAGGGAGGGAAUGAGAGGACACGGAAGCGCAGACGAGGAGGAAGAUGCCACCACCGUCCUUCACCAGCUGCUCAGGCCCCGUCACCCCUGGGCCGCGCCCUCCCAGGCCUUUCUCUCCUCGUGUUCAUACGUGUGAUUUAACUCGUCAGGGUUCCACUGUCAUUCUGUCCUCCGUGUCAUACUUUUCUGUGGCUAAUCUUGCGUAUUUCUCCAGGUCAUUAUGAAUUCUUCCAAAAUUCGAUUUUCUAAGAGCUGUGAAAUAUCCCGUUGUUGAGUGUGCCAUUUAAAUCAUUGUCGAAACCCGUUUCCUCUUCUGCCUGUGGACUGGUGCUGCUCUUUUCCCUUCCAGUAACACAAUAGGAAAUAUCUUGGCAUACA